Guillardia theta CCMP2712 is the source of this 2538-nucleotide messenger RNA. RefSeq lists its product as hypothetical. The coding region runs from base 1 to 2538 and encodes 845 amino acids. The record is from RefSeq and is a predicted model, not a curated record. NCBI's taxonomy places the organism in Eukaryota, Cryptophyceae, Pyrenomonadales, Geminigeraceae. The transcript has 2 exons.
AUGAAGAAGUACAUGUUAGCUGAUCUGAAGCUAGAGAUUCAACCUCGCGAGUCGAAAGUUUACAUCCCCUCCUGGCAUCAACACCCUGAUCUCUCGCAGCUGAAGAAGAGCCUUAAGCGCCGUCUCAAGACUCAACUUCUUCACUUCGAGGUCGUCACUGGCGGGAUUACACUUGGCGGCCUGCCUAUCGGCACGGAUGGAUUUCAUGCUAGUCAGCUCCGAGCGAAGGUUUCUACCCUCAACGAAGAGCUCUCGAAGCUCGGGCUCGUCCAGCAUGGCUUCAUGUUCAAGACGCUGGUGAGGGCGAGCCAUCUCCAGAAGCUGCGCUUCUUCCUCCAGGGGUCUUCUCCGUUUCUCCCGCGGGUCCAAUCACAGAUUCGUCGCUUUGACCUCUCUGUCCACCUGGCGCUAGAGAAAUACCACCGCUGGCCUUCCUCGCAGUACCUCGCCGCGCAUCCCGACCUGCUCGAGUUUGCGAGGUUCAAGCGGGAGCUUCCGCAUAGUCGGGGAGGGGACGAGUUCACGCCCUCUGAGGGUCUACACCCCGCUGUUUACUAUACGGCUAUCGCUCGCUUCCUCGCUUGGUACUCUGACCAGCCCAUGUCCCGGACGCUGACCUCUCCUCAUAGCCUGGACGUUCACUGCUCGAGAUCUCUCCGUGCCCAGAAGCAUCCUCUGGCGACCUUCUUCGUUGAGGCGCACGACUUCGUUCAUAAUGCUGGAGCGAUCCUCUACCGUCGUGUCCAGGCUCCUGCACCGGCUGCAGAUGGCGCGGCGAUCCCACCUGCCCCGGCUGCUGUGCCUGAUGACGCAGGACGCCCCCCGGCAUCUGUGCGUGAUAUCCUCACCUUGCACAGCCGCAGGACACACUCGCUCAAGUCGCAGGAUAGGGUCUUGCAGUCUACCAUCUUCGCUCAUUUUCCUGAGCGAGACCUGAGCCACUCUCCGAUGCGAGUCUCGAGCUACUACCCCCUCAAGGCCUUCCCGCACCGCUAUGCUCAGAUGCUCGACUGCUAUCUCCAUGGCAUGCCGAUCUGCCAGUGUCCGACGAAAUGUGAUGGAUGUCAGCGCGAGCUCGAUCCCUCCGUUGCUGCACAUCAUCUCCAGACCUGCAAACGCCGAUCCUCCAAGCUUCCCACGGCGCAUGACAACCUUACUCGUACGAUUCGGUCGAUGCUGAACGAAGCUGGUCUUCAGAGCGUCAUCGAUACAGUGGGGGAUCCUCGUUCUCGACGGCAGGUACCCUCCCAUCCUCAUGGCCGCAAGAUGAAGGGCGAUAUCCACAUCCCUGGAAUCCGCGAUCGAGGGUCCGAGCAGUACGAGGGCUUGAUGGCGGACGUGACGUUGGUCCACCCUUACAUUGGUAGCUCUGCCGACCUGACCAAGUGGGGGGAGGUCAACCUCGACGCCCUCCAUGUUGCAGCGUCUGAGAAGAUUCGCAAACAUCGCGCUGCAUAUGCCAUGACUACUCCUCCUCGAGCGUUCAUCCCUCUUGCCAUCUCGACGGACGGUACCCUGCAUCCUGACACCCUCCGCUUCCUCUGGUAUUUGGCGGACAUCCCUGGAAUCCGCGAUCGAGGGACUCCGGGUGCGGUCCACUUGAUGGCGGACGUGACGUUGGUCCACCCUUACAUUGGUAGCUCUGCCGACCUGACCAAGUGGGGGGAGGUCAACCUCGACGCCCUCCAUGUUGCAGCGUCUGAGAAGAUUCGCAAACAUCGCGCUGCAUAUGCCAUGACUACUCCUCCUCGAGCGUUCAUCCCUCUUGCCAUCUCGACGGACGGUACCCUGCAUCCUGACACCCUCCGCUUCCUCUGGUAUUUGGCGGACAUCAUUGCUCAGCGCUCAAUGCCUCUUGAGGAUGCGGCGUUUGGUCGGCACUUUGUGCCUGAUGACGGCCCUGCUGCUGAGGUCUUGGCUCGCAAACGCGCCGCCACCUAUCAGCGCCUCACCAUGCAGCUGACGCUGGAAGCGCUCUUGUCUGGUGCGAGGCGCAUGACGCCCUUGCGGGCGCAAGCACUUCUCGAGCCAGAGGACAGCUCCUCCUCGGACUUUGUCGAGUCGCCCGAGGAGUCUUCGCCGGAGGUCUCCGACUCCGAUGGGGGAAACCCUUCGAGUGGCGCUGACGAUCGGCGCGGAGCUGGCGAGGCGUCUCCGUCCCUCACUGUGACGUCGGGUGCCUCCGGAGAGCUCGACACCACUGGGGUGCUUGCUGCUGGUCCGAGCUCGCCUGCUUCCUCCCCGGCAUCGGUCGGGUCACGCCGGUCCUUGGGCAUUGCCGCGGCGUCGCCGCCGUCACGGGCGGCUACCACUGACUUGGCUACCGCUGACUCGGAGGCUAGCGAGGAGGACUACCUCGAGCGGUACCGUGUUCAUGUGUCCAGCCUCCCUCCGUCCGCUGCCCCAGGCGGACACCCGGGCAGCGCCGGCUCCUUGUCGGCGGCUGCCCUUUCUCCGUCCGCGGCCGCCCGCUUUGUGGCGGCAGCGGACGUCUCGACUGACAGUGGUCAGUCGGCUGCCUCCGGGUAUCGCGUCUAA